This is a messenger RNA of Dothidotthia symphoricarpi CBS 119687, 2025 nucleotides long. RefSeq names its product MFS general substrate transporter. The transcript is spliced from 4 exons. Gene Ontology annotation, molecular function: transmembrane transporter activity. Bases 410 to 1954 code for a protein of 514 amino acids. The record is from RefSeq and is a predicted model, not a curated record. Gene Ontology annotation, biological process: transmembrane transport. NCBI's taxonomy places the organism in Eukaryota, Fungi, Ascomycota, Dothideomycetes, Pleosporales, Dothidotthiaceae.
AUAAAUUCAACUGCCGUGAUCCACUCCGGGUUUCCAACAGGCAAGGAACCCUUCUCCUGAAAUCGCACGACGCGUACUCAACGAACUCGACGUUACCAAUCCAAGUAGUAGAUUGGCCGUAAGAGGGUAGUGGAGAAUGUCUCAUUACUCGACAAAGACAACCGAGAAGGAUUUGGAGUUCAGAGAUCAUGCUGUGACGGAGUCGCAUGGUAAUCCCUGAGCAGACUAACGUGUUUUAUCUCCAGCAUCCGGGGCUUCUCCACACCGGCACAUCGCCUGGGGACUCCACAAACGAUUACGUGCAGAACCGUGCACAGUAUAAGAACGGGACGACACGGCUAAUUCUGUGACUGUGUGGACUUUUCUCUCUCUCUGGUGCUGAAGUCGUCUUCACAGAACCAAAGACACGAUGUCUCAGGAUGGGAAGAUCACCGCCAGUGCUGCUCAGCAAAAGGAAGACCUUGAGCGUGCCAACACCCAUGGAACAUACCUCGACGCGUUUGAGGGCUCUCAUAUCUCAGAGGAACAUCGUCAGUACCUCGUGCAGAAACAUGGAACCUACGAGCUUGAUCCACUUCCGACCAUGAGUGAUCACGACCCGUACAAUUGGUCGUCCUGGAAGAAAUAUAUGAACCUCUUCCUUAUCGCCAUCCACGCAUGCAUGGGUGCUUUCGCUGCAUCUGCUAUUAUUCCAGCAUACGAAGAUAUUGCAGUGGAUCUCGGCGUGACCAUAAGCACGGUAGCGUACCUAACGUCGAUACAAAUUGUUGUAUUAGGUGCCGCCCCGCUCCUCUGGCGCCCCCUAUCCACACGCUACGGUCGCAAGCCCAUCUUCGUCAUCUCACUCAUCGGUAGCUUGGCGUUCAAUAUCGGAUGCGCGGAGAGCAAAUCGUACGCCGCUAUGGCGACGUGUCGUGCAUUCUCAGCAUUCUUCAUUUCACCACCGGGCUCACUUGGAAGCGCAGUUGUGGUGGAAAUGUUCUUCAAGAAGGAAAGAGCCAAGUGUAUGGGUAUUUGGACAGUCAUGGUAACUGUCGGUAUCCCGCUUGCACCGUUCAUAAUGGGGUUCGUGGCGUACAACGUUGGAUAUCGAUGGAUCUACUGGAUUAUCGCAAUUAUCCACGGCGUUCAACUCAUCCUGUACCUACUAGUCGGUGCUGAGACACGCUUCAUAAGACACAAGGAUGGUCCGCUCGCCUCGUCAAGCAGCGACAACAACAACAAGAAGAAGUGGUUACCCCACCGCAUCGAUUCCACACCCUUGAGCGCUGUAGAAUUCGUCUCGCCGCUUCGUUUCUUCAAGUACCCUUGCGUACUAAUUCCUGCAUGCGGCCACGCUAUGGUCUUCCUCUUCGCCUCCGUCAUGUGCACAGUUGAAAUCCCGCAGCUCAUCGGCCAAAAGUUCAAGCUCAACGCAGAACAGACUGGUCUGCAGUUUAUCGGCAUCAUCAUCGGUUCUCUCAUCGGCGAACAGGUUGGCGGUUUCUUAAGUGAUCACUGGAUGAGCUGGCGAGCGAAGGACACAACACAAUCGAGGCGGGCACCGGAGUUCAGACUUUGGCUGAGUUACUCUGGUAUUCUGCUUGCGAUUUGUGGUCUCGUAGUAUUUCUUCUACAGACUCAGAAUGCGACUGCGGGCCACUGGAACGUGACGCCUAUCAUUGGCGUCAGUAUUGCAGCAGUAGGGAAUCAGAUCGUCACGACGAUCAUGAUCACGUAUGCUGUCGACUGCUACCCAGAUGAUGCGGGUAGUGUUGGUGUUUUCAUCAUCUUUGUGAGACAGACUUGGGGUUUCAUCGGACCUUUCUGGUUCCCGUACAUGUUUGAGAAUAUUGGAAUUGCAAACAGCGCGGCUGUUGCAUCUGCACUGAUGGCUGGGUGUGCAUUGAUUCCCGUAGCCUUUCUACAAUGGAAGGGUCACAAACUCCGUAGCAAGACAGUAGCGAUGAUUUAGAAUGUUCGCAAGAUGUCGGGGGUCUCGUUCCGCUGGCUGGACGAUCAAUGCGAACGAUAGUUCCAGAGAAG